GCACGUUUAUCUCGUCAAAAUUCUCAGUCGCGAUUACAUUCAACAACGAGCACAUGUUACGUAAUCAUGUCAUUCUCAAUUGAAAACAUUCUGAAGAAGGACUUCGGUCAUCGGAUGGAUGGACUAGAAAAUCCUGUAAGAUUUAAUCCUGUUAAACUUCAGAGAAGUAUAUCGAUGAACGACAGCAUCUUACAUCAGACACUUGUAAGAAAGAACUUUUCCGUGUGUGAAUUAAGUGAGUGCCACCUGCCGAAAUAUCCCUACUACAACUACUAUAAUAACAGAGAAAAAUCGUAUUCCAACACAUAUCUAGAUAAUAUAGGAAAUUAUCAAAACAUAUAUGAAGAUAGAUUGUGGCAAGCAUACAACAGAGGACCAUUAUCAGUACCCUGCCAUCAACUUAGCCUUUUCAGAAGAAAAGGUGGACAAAUUAGAUUUACAGCUAAUCAAACAGACAUUUUGGAAAAGACGUUCCUAGCUCACAAGUACCUGGCACCAGAAGAAAGAAAAAUAUUAGCCGACAAUUUGAAGCUUUCUGAUAGACAGGUGAAAACUUGGUUCCAAAAUAGACGAGCAAAGUGGAGAAGGAGUCUAAGUUCAAGUAGCACAGAUAAUUCUUCAGACAAACCGGAAGAUACCAAAUCAGCCGAUGACGUGUUUCUUGAAUAACAAUUUUCUUUCAUUUUAUUAAUAAAUCUACUUUUUUAAUAAUUAA
Aethina tumida (small hive beetle) is the source of this 715-nucleotide messenger RNA. Its product is annotated as transcription factor LBX1-like. Gene Ontology annotation, molecular function: RNA polymerase II cis-regulatory region sequence-specific DNA binding; DNA-binding transcription factor activity, RNA polymerase II-specific. The coding region runs from base 67 to 669 and encodes 200 amino acids. The transcript has 3 exons. NCBI's taxonomy places the organism in Eukaryota, Metazoa, Arthropoda, Insecta, Coleoptera, Nitidulidae. The record is from RefSeq and is a predicted model, not a curated record. Gene Ontology annotation, biological process: regulation of transcription by RNA polymerase II; cell differentiation.